Messenger RNA from Thrips palmi, 1325 nucleotides. RefSeq names its product eukaryotic translation initiation factor 2 subunit 1 (gene eIF2alpha). Bases 170 to 1162 code for a protein of 330 amino acids. Gene Ontology annotation, cellular component: eukaryotic translation initiation factor 2B complex; eukaryotic 48S preinitiation complex; multi-eIF complex. Gene Ontology annotation, molecular function: RNA binding; ribosome binding; translation initiation factor activity. Lineage: Eukaryota; Metazoa; Arthropoda; Insecta; Thysanoptera; Thripidae. The record is from RefSeq and is a predicted model, not a curated record. The transcript has 6 exons.
CCACAAGCCAGCUUCUUGCUCUCCAGAUGGCCGUGAGCAGUGGCAGUGUAAAUUUCAGUGGUUCUGCCACAUGUUGUUGUCCCGUUAACCAAAUAUUUGGUGCAAUUUCCUUCGAAAAAAGAUUUUUAUUUUCUUUAAGACGUAGAUCUGCAAUUCCUAAACCCUCAUCAUGCCGCUGAGUUGCCGAUAUUACAAGGAGAAAUACCCGGAGGUGGAGGCGGUAGUUAUGGUGAAUGUUCUCAGCAUCGCUGAGAUGGGCGCAUAUGUUCACUUAUUGGAAUACAACAACAUUGAGGGCAUGAUCCUCCUAUCUGAAUUGUCUAGGAGACGUAUCCGAUCAAUCAACAAACUUAUCAGAGUAGGAAAAACAGAACCAGUGGUGGUUAUUCGUGUUGACAAAGAGAAAGGGUACAUUGAUCUGAGUAAGCGGAGAGUGUCACCUGAAGAUGUGGAAAAGUGCACAGAAAGGUUUUCAAAAGCAAAAGCUGUUAAUUCUAUCCUUCGCCAUGUUGCCGAGCUUCUUCACUAUGAAACUGAUGAACAGCUGGAGGAACUCUACCAGAAGACAGCCUGGCAUUUAGAGGACACUCGCAAGAGUUCAGCAUACGAUGCAUUCAAACAAGCAGUAUUAGAUCCAUCUAUUUUGGCUGAAUGUGGGUUGGAUGAAAAAACUCAAGAAGUUCUCCUUAGCAAUAUCAAGCGAAAGCUGACCUCUCAAGCUGUCAAAAUCCGCUCUGACUUUGAAGUUGCUUGCUAUGGCUAUGAGGGAAUUGAUGCCGUUAAAACAGCUCUUCGUGCUGGUUUAGCCUGCUCGACUGAGGAGUUGCCAAUCAAGAUCAAUCUAAUUGCUCCACCUUUGUAUGUCAUGACUACUUCUACCCCCGAAAAGGCUGACGGUUUGAAAGCCCUGAAUACAGCCAUUGACCAAAUCAAGGAGUCCAUUCAAAGCUUGGGAGGCAUCUUCACUAUGCAAAUGGCGCCCAAAGUGGUCACAGCUACAGAUGAAGCUGAACUCGCAAGACAGAUGGAGCGUGCUGAAGCUGAAAAUGCUGAGGUUGCAGGAGAUGAUGAUGAAGAAGAGGAGGAUGAAGGCAUGACUUACAACAGUGGGGGAGAAGAAGAAGAUAAAGAUAAGGAGGAUGUAAAUGGGGUGGAGGAUUGAAACUUAUAAUAUUCUCCAAUGUUUGAAUUUUUGAGUGAGAGUGAGGUUCAACUUCACAGUUGUGCCAAUGAAUUUCAACAGAGUUCUUGCUCAUCUCAAGUUGGUUGUCACUUUUUUUGUUUAUUAAAAAUUAUGUUUAAUAAAUUCUUACUCUGUGGUAGCA